CGUCGCGGCGUGUGGACCGCAUCAUGACCGUACGGGCCGUAAGCGACGAUUGCAGGUGUAGCGCGUGGCCGCGGCGCCGUACCGCGCCGAUAGCAUGUGCUGGCCGGCGUUUGGGUGGCCGGCACCGCCGCCGCGGCCGUCGUCGGCGAAGGCGAUGGCCGGCGGCCUGAUGGCGGUGAUGGUGCUCUCGGCAAGCGCACUGUGUGUCGCGUGGGCCGAUUGCCCGGCGGCGUGCGAGUGUAAGUGGCGUAGCGGCAAGGAAUCGGCCAUCUGCGCGGGGGCCAACCUGACGGCGGUGCCACGGCACCUGGACUACGGCACGCAGCUGCUGGACCUGACGGGCAACCCGCUGUACCGGCUGGGCCGGGACGCGUUCGCGGACGCGGACCUGCUGAACCUGCAGAAGCUGUACCUGUCCCGUUGCCGGCUCAAGGCGCUGGACCGGUACGUGUUCCGCAAGCUCAACAACCUGGUCGAGCUGGACCUGAGCGAGAACAGCAUACCGGUGGUGCCGUCCGCGGUGCUGGAGUCGGUGCCCGAGCUCCGGGAGCUCCGGCUCAACGGCAAUCCGAUCAUGAAGGUGCCGAACGGCGCGUUCGCACACGUGCCCCGGCUGGUCCGGCUGGACGUGUCCGGGUGCCGGGUCGCGCUGCUCGAGUCCACCGCGUUCGCUGGCCUCGAGCGGUCGCUCGAGUGGCUGCGGCUGGACAACAAUCAGCUGCGCGAUGUGAAACCGUCCACGGUGGUCACGCUGACCCGGCUGCAGGGCGUGCAACUCAACGACAACCCGUGGAACUGCUCGUGCAAGCUUCGACCGCUCCGCGAGUGGAUGGUCCGGCGCAACGUGCCGUACGGCGCGCCGCCCGUGUGCAAGACGCCCGCGCGGCUGGCCCACAUCCCCUGGGACAAGCUCGAGCUGGACGACUUCGCGUGCGACCCGCAUCCCGUGCCCGUAGCCCGGGUGGUGGUGGUCACCGAGGGCGACAACGCGACCGUGUCGUGUCGCAUGUUCGGCGUGCCCGUGCCGUCGUCUCGGUGGACGCGCGACGACCGGCCGCUGGGCCCGGACGGCCGCAGCGUACCGGUUACCGAGGGCCGGUACACCAACCUGACCAUCGUGGCGGCCGCGGCGCAGGAUGGCGGCAGUUACGCAUGCGAGCUGGAGAACCGGUCGGGCAGCUCGAGGGCCAACGUCACCGUGGUCGUGAUCAAGCGGUCACCGCAGCUAGUGCUGUCCGCCGACCGGUACGCGCUGCCCGGGCUCAUCGUUGGUGUCAUACUGGUGCUGUCCUUCUGCCUGAUAUUCCUGUGCGCGUUGGCCAUCCGCACCAAGGGCAGCCCGGCCGGGUACGGGGUGGACCGCGUGGACCGGGGCACUGGCGCCGUCGACCCGUUCGACCGGUACGAGAAGAUCGAGAUGAAUCGCGACGACGACAAGGCAGCGGCGGUGGCGGUGGCCGCUGCUGCUGACACCGAGACGCCGUCAGCCGCUACGGUGUCCGCGACGACCGACCACGAGGACGACGGUCGGCACCAGCCGCAGCGCCAGGAUCAGCAGCCGCACCGCAACCGGCGGCUGCAGCCGUCAUUGCCCGUGUCCCGCGGCGACGGACGUCCCGGUUCCCCACCAACCAACAGUGAAGGGUCGGCCGUGGCCACCGCCGGCCAACAGCGGAUGAAUCGCGUGAUGCACGGGUACGACUAUGACGAGGACGGGUUGCCGCCGUUCGACCAACCGCAGUCGGUGAACGCACCGUCUGCCACAGACCGACCGACCGCUCGUCCCAGCCAUCCGACGACCACCGUCCCGCACAGACCACGUAUUUUGCCAGAUGACCCUAAAGAUGGCAAAACAAAAUCUUAUUUAGAAUGUAAUUUGGGUGAAGUAACGCUACAUCACCAUGUGCUUCAUAAAGAAUCACUUCCAGCUGGCCAUCUUUACACCACUGCGGCAGGCCGACAAGAAUUGUGCAAUACCAAAAACGUACCUGAUCUAUUGGAUACAUUAGUCCCAUCAAAGAGUCGUCGAAUCUCACAAACACUACCUAGAUCAACAUUUAGUUCAAACUAUAGAAGAAAUACCAUGUACGCACCAAGACCAUCAGAAAGUCAAUCGCCUUUAUUGUUAGGAAGUCGCAGCAGUGGUGGCAGCAACACCAGCCGGAGCCAAUUGUCUUUCGACUCAUCAAUAUCAUCGGAUCAUCCGAGACGACUGGCGGCCGGUCAGAAGUCGAACAGUUACCUGAACCUAUCGUCCGCGGGCGUCGACGGCGGCUGCGGUCGGCUGUCCCCGGGCGGAUACCAUCAGCACCAUCCGUCGUACUACUGGACGCCGCCGAGCCUGCCGUCCUCGCCGGCCCGCGAACGUCGGCUUCCGGCCACACCGGUGGGCCGUGGCGCCGCCGGACCGGUCGCGACAGCCGAGACGCCCAUACUGGACCCGCUGUCUUCGAGGCGGCGGACGUACGGCGGCGGCGGCGGCGGCGGCGGUCACCGCAACGGCCACAACAACAACCAGUUAACCGGUUCCAACCACUCGCUGCUGUCGUCGUCGGACGGCGCGUCCGUCACGUACGACUAUCACGCGGCGCAGCUGGACAUGUUCCUGGAGGAGUACAAGACGCUGCGCAAGGAGCUGACCAAGAUGCAGCGCACCUGCGACACGCUGCGGUUGUCCAACGCGUCGCUGGCCUCGUCGACGAUCGCGUUGGACGCGGUCGGACGUCCGGCCAAACCGGAACCGUCGGCCGCGGCCACCGCAGCCGCCACGUCGUCGGCGAACAGGACCACCGCGCCCAAGUCCAUACUGAAGAACAAGAACCAGGCCACGUACGUUUACCGGGCGGACGGCGACCGGCGCAACAGCUAUCACCUACUUGACCCCGCGCCCGACGACAUCUAUCUUAGCUGAGCCCGUCCGGCAAUAAUUUCUCCUUAUCGGUUCCCGUGUCCCCACGCCCUACGACAAGCCUGCUCGGUUACAUCUCACCGACCGGCUGACCGCGUUGUCGCGAUGUUGUAACCACGUUCACCAUCCCCGAAACUGAUCCCGUAAUCUUCUCCCCCGACGGGUUGUUCCGUGUUACAUAACCGUGCAGUUCACUCCUUUUUCCGUACCCUUUCUAACGGCUCCGAUCGCGGUCUGACCGCUAUUACGAACGCGGAACCGUUUUCUUCCACUUGUCAACUGUUCAUGUCAUCGUUACCCGGCAGAUCGCAUUAUAAUAGUAAUAAUGGUAAAACAAAUCCAACGAAUAAUAAAACCGUUUGGUGCUUAGAGAAAUAAUUUUUAACAAGUAUUUCAAAUGAUCUCCUUUUCGUAACGCAAGUUCAUUAGUCUUUGAGAUGCUGAACCGUGGCCGGUGUAUAACGAUUAUUUAUGUUUUUUUUUUCUCUAAACUAUAUCGUGCAUAUGACACAAAUUCUGGCAGUGGGUGCAGAUCACGAAAAAAAAAAAGUAAGCUUAACACAAAAAUGCCGUGAAUAAUUUGAUUUAUCGUCUGUCCCAAAAAAA
Molecule: messenger RNA, 3514 nt
Organism: Sipha flava (yellow sugarcane aphid)
Lineage: Eukaryota; Metazoa; Arthropoda; Insecta; Hemiptera; Aphididae
Gene: kek3
Exons: 5
Coding region: 95-2911 (938 amino acids)
Molecular function (GO): protein binding
Source: RefSeq, a predicted model, not a curated record